Molecule: messenger RNA, 2666 nt
Organism: Botrytis cinerea B05.10
Lineage: Eukaryota; Fungi; Ascomycota; Leotiomycetes; Helotiales; Sclerotiniaceae
Exons: 2
Coding region: 1232-1741 (169 amino acids)
Molecular function (GO): monooxygenase activity; heme binding; oxidoreductase activity, acting on paired donors, with incorporation or reduction of molecular oxygen
Source: RefSeq, a predicted model, not a curated record
GAUAUUCAACUAUCAACUUCUACGUAGAUUAUGCGACGUAGCGAGCCUAGGCGCACAGCGCCUCGAGCGCGCAUAAUAAUUAUGGAGAUGCGGAUGUGGGCUACAUGGGAGGAAAGGGUAGCCAAGGUUAACACUACUGUCAACUUACCGCGCCCUCGCUUAAUGAGGAGUGAUUGUCCAAUUAGAUCAUCAGGAUUCCUCGAAUUUAAUCCAACAUUCACACUUACUCUCUAAUAUAAAAUUCAAUUAAGUUAGCUAUUCUAUUCAAUAAGGCUUCACCAUUCAAGGUAUAUCGCACGGACCACAUUGGCGCCGUAAGUCGGCAGUCUAGGGGAUAGUGGGGAGAGGCACAGCAAAGGUCAAGAGCAGCUACUCCCUUUGCUACUAAUUUCUUUGAUUAAAUCCACAUCCGAUUCUCUACAAGAGACUACCUCUGCAUUCAACCAGGUAUAAAUUAUUAUCUCAUAUCAAACCGAGCAGAUUGCAGGUAGGCAAUGACUACAGCCGAUAUAUUUUUUUCUCACAGCCUACCUACUUCCCUUCCCACUUACAAAAGAAAACCGCAGCAAAUCUGAUUACAUAUAUAUAAUUCAUCUAGCAACUCUAUUUUCCGGUGCCGGAAUCAUCCCGAACACACAUCUCGGAAACCAGACAUGAUUCUAGAAACCAUUAGCGGACUCGGUCUGAUGUAUUUGAUAUGGAGCAUCAUUGCGAUGGAAAUCAAUUAUCGCCGUGCCUCAACCAUGGGAAUUCCUCUCGUCCGGCUGUUCGUGGACCCAAUGAACAUGACUUGGCUAAUCUUGGAGCCAUCUCUCUGGCGUCUCCUUGACCGAUUGCCCAUAGAUUUCGGUAACUUCGGUCACUAUUCACGUCGAGGCUGGCAUUUUCACGACAAAGCAACAUCCCAUUUGAAAUACGGUCCAGUCGAUGCACGUGUCGCCCCUUGCGAUGUAUAUGUUUAUUGUGCGGAUCCUGAUGCCAUCCAUGAGAUAUUUGCUCGACGUGGAGACUUUCUUCGUCCAACUAAGAUGUGUAGUAGGUUAUCAGGAGCUUUUACAAUCAACAAAAGGAAGUCAAUCUAGCACUACUUGAGGUUUACGGGCCAUGUAUAUCUACAGCAAGUUGGUCCGAGUGGUCAAGGCACAGGAAAGUCUUAGCGACAUCCUUCAACGAGAAUAUCAUGUAGUUUGUUUGGCAGGAGUCACUCAAGCAAGCGAGAGACAUGUUGAAGAUGUGGACUCAAACUUCAACACCUCGAGAGAUAUCCACUGCUAAGGAUACACGAACUAUUUCUUUGCAUGUGCUCGCUGCAACCGGGUUUCGAAAAUCGUACAAGUUUCGCAGCUCUAGCGAAGCCGGACACGAUGAAUCUGGCAGUUAUCGCGAUGCGUUGCAAACUGUCUUGGACAAUGCGAUACUGAUCGUGAUCAUUCCUUUUCGAUAUUUACUGCUGCCUUUUAUACCACAAUCCUGGAGACGAGUAGGUCGAGCGGCCGCGGAUUUCAAGAAAUAUAUGGAGAAUGUGUUGGACGAGGAAUCCUCCUCGCUCAAAGAAGGAAAGGCCGGCAAUGGAACUUUGAUGGCAUCUUUGGUGAGAGCUUUAGGGGCUCAUCAAAAAGAGGAAGUUGCUUCAUCUCGACAGACAGCACAAUCACCUUCCAAAGGUCUCACGGUUGAUGAAAUAUUUGGGGAUAUCUUUGUAAUCAACUUCGCUGGGCACGAUACUACUGCAAAUACGUGAGUUUUCAGCAUGAUUCUGCUUGCAGCCCAUCCCGAAGUCCAAGAUUGGGUUGCGGAAGAGCUGCGACAUGUCAUUCGAGAUUCUGAUGAAGGUCUGGAAUACGAAAAGGUGUUCGAGAAGCUCAAUAGAUGUACAGCUGUCUUGGUAUUUGCAACUGAUUGUCUUCUCUUCUAAUUAUCUUGUUCAAUUUAACCCGUUCAUUCUGACUCUUAAUAUAGCUUGAGACCCUGAGACAGUUUCCCCCCAUCAUGGCACUGCCGAAGUGGAGCAACGAUAAUCCACAGGUACUCAAGGUAGAGGAUAGAACAAUAGUUAUACCGCCCCGUACGGGAGUAAUGCCUAGUAUACUUGGAUUGCAAAUGCAUCCAAAGUACUGGGAUGAUCCUCUGACUUGAAACCCAUCGCGUUGGAUUGAAUCUUCGUCAGACUCGACUUCUCAAACUACUCUAUUGAGUACAGAAAAAAAUCAUAGCCCCUGCUGGCAGUACAUUUUCCCCUUGGUCUGAUGGCCCACAAAAUUGUCCGGGACAGAAGUUCUCUCAGGUCGAAUUUGUUGCCGUUCUAGCAUAGCAGUCUUGUUGCGGGAUCACAAAGUGAGUGUUGUUCAGAACGAUGACGAAAGCCCUCAGAAGGCAAGAGAGAGAGCCUUGGCAGCAACACAGGACUGCAACAUGGAGUUGCUUUUGAGGAUGCGUGAUGCCGAUCAAGUACGUUUGAUUUGGAAGAAAGUGUGAGAACGAUCAUGGUGGCAGUUGUGGAUUUGACACCAUUUGAAGAAAGAAAAAAGAAAGAAAGAAAGAAAGAAAGAAGAAAUAGAAUACGAUUUCACAAGAUGGAUGAGAUUAAUAGAGGAGACGCAAAUGAGAUCACACACACAGAAAAGAGAAAUUGUAAGACACCCAGAGAGUGGGAGUUGGGGUUUUCA